GGGCGAGAAUUUUUCUUUUUGCUUCGGUGACGGUUGAUCGCAAGGUUUUUGGGAUGAAAGUGAGGCUUUCUGAAGAUGCGCACCCACUAUUUGAUGAUUUCGGAUUUCGACUAUAAAAGCUCUCGUCCAAGAUUCCGCUAAUCAGAUCAUCUCGUGGUAUCAUCGCGGCAAGACCCGAUCAAAAGUGAAAUAUGAAGAUCUUAAUAUUCACAUUGGCCUCCAUGUCCAUCGCCUUGGCCGAACCGCCGAUCCCCUCUAGCCAGUACCUGCCCGCGAACCAAUACCUUCCACCGUCCAACCAAUAUGGAGCUCCGACUAGACCAACCUACGUACCUCCAUCAACCUCGUACGGUACACCUGCUCAAACGAACCAAUAUGGGGCUCCCACUAGACCAACUUACGUACCUCCAUCAAUCUCGUACGGUACACCUGGCCAAACCCAAGCGUUGAUCAGACCCAAUGUUCAAUAUGGCGCCCCGAACCCAACUUACGGAGCACCUAGACCCACUUACGGACCACCUGCCCCUAGCUAUGGUGCACCGAGCAGCAGUUACGGCAUCCCCACGUCGACCUAUGGUCCACCCACUACAACCUACGGGGCGCCAAGCACUCCGAGUCCCAGUUAUGGGGCUCCGAGCACUUCAUAUGGUACUCCGAUCAGGCCCGGCGCGGAAUACGGAGUUCCAAACGUAGGGCAAGCCUAUUUGCCUCCUUCUUCUGGUGGAGGAUACGGAUCGGGUGGCUACGAUGAUCAAUCGGAACCGGCCAACUACGAAUUCGAAUAUCACGUCCAAGAUGCGCAGUCGGGCAACGAUUUCGGUCACAAGGAGCAGAGACAAGGUGACGUAGCGCAAGGGAAAUAUUUCGUAUUACUUCCAGACGGGCGUCUUCAAACCGUCGAAUAUACCGCCGACACGGGAGGCUAUAAACCUAGAAUAAGCUACCAGCAGGUUGGAGGAGGUUAUCAAGCUGGAGGCUAUCCGGGUUCUUCGGGAGGAUACCAGUAUUAAUAUUCCUAAGUUUUAUUAGAGCUCGGCUCAUGCCGAUGAACAUACAAAGCUUGGUAGAAAUUGUAGAGUUAUUUUCUUGUGAUACUACGCAUAAGGUAUGCUCUGGGAUAAUUUUCCAGUCCUAAUUUCUUUUUUGUACUCUCCAAUAUUUAUCAAGCCGAAUUUUAUUUGUACCUUCGUGUAAUAAAUAUUCGCGGGAAACGAAUAGCUUUAAAACUAGGGUAAUAAAUAUAUGUAAGUAUAAUUCGGGACGAUCUGAUGAAGGACAGGAACCACGGAACAAGGACUACGAAUUUGAUUGUGUACCACGUUAUUUAUUAAAGGCCAUACUUACAUAAGUGCAAUAUAGAAUUAAAAACUUGUAAUAUUUUGUGUUUAUAUGCCAGAUUUUUUAUAAUAAACAAUGCAUUCAAA
Cylas formicarius (sweet potato weevil) is the source of this 1424-nucleotide messenger RNA. RefSeq names its product pro-resilin-like. Gene Ontology annotation, cellular component: extracellular matrix. The record is from RefSeq and is a predicted model, not a curated record. Bases 192 to 1010 code for a protein of 272 amino acids. NCBI's taxonomy places the organism in Eukaryota, Metazoa, Arthropoda, Insecta, Coleoptera, Brentidae. The transcript is spliced from 3 exons.